AUGGACUCCACAAGGAGCUCCCUUCGUCGCGAUGCCUUCUCCAAGAUCGCGGCGCUCGCGGUGCAACCCUCCACUCCCACGUCUGGACAUGACGACCUUCGAAGAUUGACUGAAGCGCUCCCAACCCUGCACCCGCAGUCCAAUGGCUAUCUGGAUGGCGUUUUCCGUGCCAUCGCCCCGACGUCCCGCGUGCCUAUGAGCUUUCGAGAGCUGGACCUUCUCCUAGCCUUGUGCUCGAGCGCCUCUAAGAUCAAGAAGGUGGAAGAUGCGACAAAGCUCUCAUCCCAGCUCGCAACUUAUCUGCCGGAGGUACAUACACAGCUGUUCUCACCCUCACCGUACCUACCGGAUAUAAAACCAACACCAUGGACGGUCUUGACCACUCAGUUGACACUGGCAAUACUCGUCCUUGGAAAGCGGUUUCCCGAAGUGAAGACGAUCGUGUCGGACAGCAUUCAGUUAUACGUCAGUAAUUGGACAGCCUCCGCCGGUGCUCUGGCUUCACAAAGCAGCGCUGCCGAAGACGAUGAGGUGGAGCACGAGGCACAGGGCAUUGCUGCUUUGACCGUAUCCUUGGUAGGGUUCCUCGAAGCGGUUGCACAACAUGAAGACUUUUGGGAUCCAUUCGAGCGCGUGCAGCUUAUCCGAACAAUCAAAGAUGCCUUAACGGAUGGAUUUAUGAUCGCAGCCGAGAAAGCGACAUCGGCAAUUCGUCAUUCAGCCUCCGACGGCCUUUCCACACGCAAUUGGAAAAAGUACUUGAAACGUUAUGCCGCAGCUGGCAAUCCUAUUGGUGCCAUGCUCCUGCAGAAAGGCUUCAUGCACCUGGUCUUGUCAUGUACUGCGCGCUUCGUUGAUGCUAACGCCGACGAUGGCCACGUACGACUCGAUCAGCACCUUCGAAAAGCGCAUAUGCACCGUAGCGAGGAUUCAAGUAUCACCGAUGAUAUGAUAGAAUAUAUUGUCGAGCUCAUCAGUGAGCAGAUGCGGGUUCUCGAAGACGGCUCGGACUAUCUGCAAUUGAGUUCCUCCUGGCAGCAGAGGUUGGCAUUCUCAGUCAAAGCGUACGCAAUCGAAACAUACAUCCAUUGUAUGGUGCUGGAGGAGGACAUUGCUGAUGCCGAGGAUCUCAUCGGCUGGCUGGAAGACGCCAUUUCAAACACAAUACAGAUGGCUGACGAGGACCUUGCUGCGGUUGCCCUCAGCGGCCUGGCUGUCGCAGCCAGGUACACGCCAGAAUCGGCACCGAGUAUAGCACGAACAUUGCUACGUUUUAUUGUUCGAGGAACCUCUGUGCCAAGAGCAGUAGCGCAUGCAUCUCAGAGCCUAUCUCAUGUCCUUCGCAUGCUUUCACAAGAUACAGUUAUCACCACACUAUACUCACUUGGCAAUAUCCUGAGCUCGCAACCAGGGGGGGAUAAACUUCAACAUCCACUGUCUCCAUCACCCGAUAACCAUCAGCAAAACGGCUCGCUGGGGUCACGCGGAAAACGCCGAACCGCAAGUGUAUUCUCUCUUUCUAUGAGCGGCGAUGAGGAAACCUCUGUCAUUUGUGGCAACGUCGCGCACGCGAUCGUGGUAGUUGCGACCAGCUGUAAUGACAGCAGAGUCACAGCUCUUGCACAAACGGUAAUGCUCCAAAAAAUUGGCCGCAUCAGUAUUGUGGUUGAUGCUCGCAUCGUCGAAGAGAGCGCGGCUUUGGCCGUAUAUGGCAAAGAGAGCGAGUUCAGAGCACUGAUGAGGCUUCAUUCGCGACUUCAUCAAGAAGCCGUCCAGCAGGACAAUCAGGUCAUUUUCGAGGCAGUACGGAAGGCCCGUCAGUAUCUUGCUCUAAACCUGGACAGCCAUUCUACUCUGCUCCGAAUUUUUGCACAGCACCUUCUCGAACGCAUUCUCAGCAAAGGUGAUGUCGUCGAAGGCGAAUUCAAGCAUUCUGCAGAAGUAGAGCAGGCCGCAAAUGAGAUUGGCCCCCUUCUCAAACCUCUCUCGAUUCUUGCGGUCCGGAGAGCUCCGUUAGGUGGUCCUGGAUCGCUAGCCGAAGACAACGAGCUCUCGGCGAUGGUUCGCGAAGCUUGGUUCAACAUAGCCGUUCACGGAAUCACCUUGCAGUCCCGUCUCGGCCAGCAAUAUUAUCAGGAACUUCGACUGUUGGCGAAACAUUCCCAGCCUUUGGCUGACCGAGACAGGCUGGAACUUUUGGAAUCUGAUGUGGAGUUGAACACAAUCUUACGACGUGGAAUGAGUCCCCAGCAUACGGCCGACCAGAAACGUACCUUGGCGAGCAUCGUGCCUGAAAAAGAAUCUGAGGUUCGCGGCUUGUCCUAUCAGAAAGUCGUAUUUCUGAACGCGGUCUAUCUUGUUGAGAGUCUGCGAGCAGUGUCCGGAGACUGUUCCGAUGUUCUCCAAUAUUUCGCCGACCCAACAUUGCUAACGAGUAAUAUGGGUCGAUGCCUGACGACCAUUGCCGACAGCAUCGUGAAGCGGUACAUUCAAAAGGUGAUUCCUGGCCAAGAAGAUGUCUUCAGCGCACCGUACGUGUCCCGACAGCUGGUCAAAAUGUUCAGUGGAUGUUGCCACUGGAGCAAGAAAAUGCAAGAAGUUGCUCGUGCUGCAGCCGAUCAAAUCAUCAACUCUGCCCCGUCGGCUCUUGUUCAGAAAGCGGCACUAUUUGGACUACUCGAAUUACUCACCCUUAUGUGGUCUAGCUGCCUAGAGGAAGACAUCGAUGAGUAUGAGUGGAGAUCCACCUUCACGUCUCGCCGUGGUAAGAUCACGGUGGAGCUCUCUGACGAUUAUCCCUUCAGGAAGGCCACGCUGAACCGGUUGUAUGGCGAUGCUCGAAGAUGGGUCGAGACAGCGUUGGCGAUUGCUCCACUUGACAUUAAAGGACUGCUUCAAACGUAUCUGUCAGAGUUUGACGACACCGGGGCGUACGGCCACGUAUCGCUAGGCAGAUCUUUUGCUUUGGAAAUGGGCGCAGCCAUACCACCCCUGGACCAGCGCCUCGGAGCUAUUGACAGAAAGGGCGAAGCAGUGAGCAUUAAUGUCGCCUCGGACUUCAUCGCGCAGUAUACCACGCGACAGGAAUACAGAUUUGCUGGCAUCCCUGAGCACGGCCGAGAAGAUGUUAGAGCAGAUAUCAUCGGUGUCCGAGAUGGCGUUUCCUCCGCCAGCAGGUCGAUUCUAGAAGUGACAAGGGAUGCCGAAGAGCUACUUGGGAAGAUUCGGUCUGGUGAGCAACAGCAUCUGUCCGUCGCCGAAUUCAGGGAUGUGCUUCGCCGGGCUGCAGCUGUUCUGUGUACCAGUAAAAGAUCACAGACUGCAAUCGUUCAUCAUCUCGUGGCAAUUCCAUUCGAAAUUUUCACCAAAGACUCGAUCAAACUUGGCAUAUCUCUCUGGCUGGGUGUCAUCCAUGAGAAUCCCAGAAUGGAACCUCGAAUUCUCACCGAAGUCGCCCAAGCAUGGGAAAGAACCAUCGACCGGAAGAUCGGCAUCUUCAACAGUACAUUUGGCCAUCUUGAUCCCUUUUACGUCAAAGAGGAAUUUGCUCCGAGUGAUAAAGCGACCUUGCAGAGAUAUGUCCAGCUCGCACAGAACACAAUCUCGCCUCAUCUACGGAUAGUUCAAUUCUUUCAGAGCCACUUCAACGCGAUCCGCCUUGGGAGCUCAAAUACGCAGCGAACCUUCAUCCGGAUGAUGGUUCGAACUCUCAGAGGCUUCUUGCAUGUUCGAGGCCACCCCCUGUUGCGUGAAACACAGUUCCAAGUGGUUCUAUUUGCUCUGCGCCUGCUAAGAUUUAGCACCUGUUUCAGCAAGCUAUCACUUUGGACAUUCAAGGAUACAGUCAUAUCUGUUGGCUUGCACUGGUUCAGAUUGCCACCAGCCUGGUCCUAUGGAGGUAAUCGUCUGCAGAUGAAAGCAGAAAUCCAGAUUAUGCGCGGUGUACAGCAUCUACUUCAGCAAACGCGUCACAUCGGCAACACUACGUCGCCGAACCGUAAGGAUCAAUCUCCGAAGCUGCAGCUUUUUGAGCUUCUUCUCGAUAAUGAAAUCACUCGCUUGAACGUGUGGCUGUCCCCACUAAAGAACGAAGGAUCCCAUCCCAACAUCCAAGCGGCGGCGCAGACACAGGGCGCCGGCUUAGCGCGCACUGCUUGGACAGAAGAUCCGGCUUUGGCAAUUCAGCUGAUGACAAGAUUUGCCAACGAAGGCCUGCAUCGCGAUGUUAGGUUCUUGCUUCUGAACUUCCCCGACAAGGCGAUCGGUGAGGCCAACGCCCUUGACUCAUUGCUUGGGGACAAGUUACCGAACGAUAUAUCUUUCCAGUUGAAAUAUCUGCUGUACUGGAGCCCUGUCAAUCCGGUGCAGGCUGUCACUUAUUUCAUGCCCGCUUAUGGCAAUCAUCCGUUCGUGCUGCAGUACGCGAUGCGAGCACUUGAAAGCCAUGCAGUGGAUGUCACCUUCUUCUACGUGCCACAGAUAGUUCAAUGUCUACGAUAUGAUGCUUUGGGUUACGUGGCAAGAUAUAUCGUGGAGACGGGUAAGUCUUCUCAGCUCUUCGCCCAUCAAAUCAUCUGGAACAUCAAAGCGAAUGCCUACAAAGACGAUGAUGCUACAAUUCCGGAUGCCAUCAAGCCAACCCUGGAUCAGGUUAUGGACAGCCUGAUUGCAAGCUUUACAGGCGAGGACAAGGCGUUCUACGAGCGUGAGUUCGCAUUUUUUGGCGAGGUCACCGACAUUUCUGGCAAGCUUAAGCCUUUCAUCAAAAAGUCCAAACCUGAGAAGAAGGCAAAGAUUGAGGAAGAGCUGCGCAAAAUCAAGGUCGAAGUUGGAGUAUACUUGCCUAGCAAUCCGGAUGGAGUUGUUGUCGGCAUCGACCGUAAAUCGGGGAAACCUCUGCAAUCCCACGCAAAAGCGCCCUACAUGGCGACGUUCCGAAUCCGCAAGCAGCGACAAGAUCUACCAGGCGAUCCGCUACCAGCAAUUGAGAGUCCAGUGAGACGCCCAGCGGAGCGUCCAGGCCAUGAGCGUUCGGCGUCUACAAUGUCGGCGCCAACAAUUCAGGAUCCUAAUUCUUCUACUUACGAGAUCUGGCAAAGUGCCAUUUUCAAAGUGGGAGAUGACUGCAGACAGGACAUCCUUGCUUUGCAGAUGAUUGCUGCUUUUCGUGGUAUCUUCAACUCCGUCGGACUUGAUGUCUACGUGUUUCCCUACCGUGUCACUGCCACAGCACCUGGGUGCGGAGUAAUCGAUGUUCUCCCAAAUUCUAUCAGUCGAGAUAUGCUGGGUCGCGAGGCCGUCAAUGGGCUGCAUGACUACUUCAUUACCAAGUACGGAGGCGAGCAUUCCAUACGCUAUCAGGAGGCCCGCAGUGAAUUUGUCAAGAGCAUGGCAGCCUACUCUGUUAUCAGCUACCUGAUGCAAUUCAAAGACCGUCACAACGGCAACAUCAUGGUUGAUGAUAAAGGUCAUAUUCUGCAUAUCGACUUUGGAUUCUGCUUCGAUAUUUCCCCCGGAGGUGUUCGCUUCGAGAGAGCGCCGUUCAAAUUGACCGAGGAAAUGAUGGCCGUGUUGGGUGGCGAUGACAAUUCGCAGUCAUACCGUUGGUUCGAGGAGCUCACGAUCAAGGCUUUCCUCUGCAGUCGGCAGUACUGCAAGAAGCUGUGCGAUAUUGUUAGCCUCAUGCUGGACUCGGGCCUGCCAUGCUUCAAGCCUGAGACUAUGAAGAACUUCCGCGAUCGAUUCGUGCUGGAGAAGACGGAUCGCGAAGCUGCUCACUUCAUGUUGAACUGUAUCAAAAAGAGCGAGGGCAAUGUCUCGACCAAAGUGUAUGAUGAGUUUCAGCUGCUGACCAACGGCAUCCCCUACUAG
This is a messenger RNA of Cyphellophora europaea CBS 101466, 5871 nucleotides long. RefSeq lists its product as uncharacterized. Lineage: Eukaryota; Fungi; Ascomycota; Eurotiomycetes; Chaetothyriales; Cyphellophoraceae. The transcript has 2 exons. Gene Ontology annotation, biological process: phosphatidylinositol phosphate biosynthetic process; phosphatidylinositol-mediated signaling. The record is from RefSeq and is a predicted model, not a curated record. Gene Ontology annotation, cellular component: plasma membrane; cytoplasm. The coding region runs from base 1 to 5871 and encodes 1956 amino acids. Gene Ontology annotation, molecular function: 1-phosphatidylinositol 4-kinase activity.